This is a messenger RNA of Gordionus sp. m RMFG-2023, 597 nucleotides long. RefSeq lists its product as uncharacterized. The record is from RefSeq and is a predicted model, not a curated record. Gene Ontology annotation, molecular function: nucleic acid binding. The transcript has 3 exons. NCBI's taxonomy places the organism in Eukaryota, Metazoa, Nematomorpha, Gordioida, Chordodea, Parachordodidae. Gene Ontology annotation, biological process: DNA integration. The coding region runs from base 1 to 597 and encodes 198 amino acids.
AUGGAUGAUGUGUUGAUAACUGGAGUGACGCCAGAACAACAUAAUCAACGUCUUGAAGAGGUUUUCAAGAGAAUUCAAGAUAAAGGUUUAAAAGCUAGUAAAGAGACGCAUUCUUGGUGUCACCGAAAUAUGGUGGAUUCAUAUUCAAAGUGGAUAGAAUAUACCGAAGUACAUGGGUAUACAACUAAAAUUGUUAAUAAUAAAUUAAGUGAAUUAUUUGCAAAAUUUGAUUUGCCGGACAAAAUAGUGUCUGAUGGAGGUCCAGCCUUCAUAAGUAAAAAUUUUAAACAAUUCUGUGAUGAAUUAAAAAUACAACAUAUACUUACUCCACCCUAUCAUCCUAGCUCAAAUGGCCAGGCUGAAAGGAUGAUAGGCAUAGUGAAAAAUUGUCAAGAGAGGGAGGAACAUCUUAGUGAAAUAGAUGAGACUUCAGGAACUAGUUAUUUUUGUGGGGAAAAUAACAGGAAAAAGCCGGAGGUUGCUUAUCGUAACUACAACAAGAUCAAUGAGAUUGAAUCUCAAAACAAACAAUAUGGAAAUAGGCAGUGGCCGCCUACGAAAUAUGAUGGAACGUUGAAAAAAAUUAAGGAAAUUUGA